AUGAACGCGGCUCUGCUCCAACAGAUCCAAGCCGGCAAGGGUUUGAAGAAGACGCAGACCAAUGACCGCUCAGCUCCAGCUGUAGCCGGAAGUGUUGGUGGUGGUGGCGGCGGAGGAGGGGGCGGCGGCGGCGGGGGUGGAGGAGGUGCUGGUGGUGCUGCCGCACGUCCUCCUCCGGCUCCGAACCCAAUGACCGCCGACAACCCUGCGCAGCAGCUGGCAGGUCUAUUUGCAGGAGGAAUGCCGAAGUUGAAGAAGACAGGUGGCCCCGCAGGACAUAGCGCUCCCACAGGCUUGGCGAAACCCCCCAGCAUUCCGGGACGUGCUCCGCCGAAGCCGCCCAGCGCGGCACCGCCGCCUCCACCCACCCCCUCGGCACCAGGAAGGGCUCCUCCUGCCCCGCCCGCUCCGCCAGCCCCACCCGCACCUUCGGCGCCAUCUCGCCACGUACCCGCUCCUCCGAAGCCGCCCCCCGCGCCGCCUGUCCCCGGUGGUGCACCUAAGCGCGCUCCGCCUGCACCGCCUCCCAUCCCCUCGCAUGGACGCGCCGCUCCCCCUGCCCCACCAGCUCCUUCUCGUCACUCACACGUGAAGGCUUUACAGGCACAUCCCCACGGGCGCGCGCCAGCGAUUCCAAAGCGAGAGCCGCCCUCUCUUCCUGGGCGUGCUCCUCCCGCGCCUCCCAGACCUUCUGCUGGUGGAAGGAGUGUUCCGCCUCCUCCUCCACGCCCUUCAGGCAGCCCUGCCCGCGUCCCUCCUCCUCCCCCGAGGCCCAACCAGUCGACACCUUCGCCUCCCCCUCUUCCGAACCGCGCUCCUCCGCUGCCGAACAGACCAGGUGGCGGCGGUCGUUCGGUGCCUCCGCCCCCUCCUUCGCACUCGCAUUCUACGCUCAACCCCGCCUCCUCCGCCUCCGCCCCCGCCUGGACCGGCCGGAAGGAGUGCGAUGACGACGAAGACGACGCUCCUCCGCCCCCUGUCGGCAGAAGUCCGGCUGCACGAGCUCUCGCUGCGGCUGGUCGCCUCCGUUCGUCUUCCAACGCUUCAACUCCCGAGAUCUCGGCACCUCCUUCGCGUGCCACUCCGCCACCUCCUUCGCAUCCCAGCCCAGCUCGUGCAUCGCCCUCUACACGCCCUAUGUCGAUGAUGCCACCCUCGCACCCUGGCAUGGGAGCCGGUAAGGCGCGUCCAGCUUCUGUGGCGCUCACGGGCGCCAACGGCCGCGAUGGCGACUCGGAUGACGAGCCUGAACCGCCGGCGGUAGUGGGCUCUUGGACGUUCGCGAUGAAGGGCAUGUUCCCUCCUCCUCGACCUUGGCACGGAGGCCACAAGACGUACGCGAGUGGCGCCACGACGGGCGGUGGAAUCGGUUACAGAGUCUAG
Trichosporon asahii var. asahii CBS 2479 is the source of this 1383-nucleotide messenger RNA. RefSeq lists its product as uncharacterized. The record is from RefSeq and is a predicted model, not a curated record. The transcript is spliced from 6 exons. Gene Ontology annotation, molecular function: actin binding. The coding region runs from base 1 to 1383 and encodes 460 amino acids. NCBI's taxonomy places the organism in Eukaryota, Fungi, Basidiomycota, Tremellomycetes, Trichosporonales, Trichosporonaceae.